GCUCGCUUUUGGCGACUGCGACUAAGGAGACUUGGCGCUUAGAUUGGUUUGAACCAGAAUGCUCAGACUUUGGCGCGGAGCAGUCGGUCGCAAUUUGUGUGUUCCGCUCCGUUGUUGCCUCGAAGAAGUUCAAUACAAGAAAACAGAACGACAAACAGAAAAACUAAAACAAAAAUACUACUGCCAAUUUUCCCAAAAACUAAAAUCUAAACAAAAAUCAAACCAAAUCAAGCAACAAAUUAAAGAACAACAAAUGCAAUAAAAUUCUACUCAGGAAACAACAACAAAUACUAUCGAAACUGCCUUAAGGAUUUGGAUCUCAACCACACACACACACACAUGUACAUAUUAUGUACGCUAAAGCCGUUAUUCAAAAACUUAUGAACAUUUACAAAAGCAAAUCGUGUGCAAAAUAAACACACAACACACACCACACACAUAAAUAUUGGGUGCCAAAUUUUUGGUUCUUAAAUUACAACAACAACAAUGGAAAGCGAUGGAAGCAGCAGCAAUACAAACAGCAGAUCUCUACAAGAUAACAUGCAGAAUAUGCCACAAGUGGCGAGGGGCAGCGAUCAAUUGGAAUUGGUCUUUGGAUCGGCACUCGUUCCCGUUAAUUCAUGCACCCCCUAUUCGGAUGCAACGCAAACAAAAAAACACUCUCCUGGCCAUAUUAAGAGACCGAUGAAUGCGUUCAUGGUCUGGAGUCAAAUGGAGCGACGAAAGAUUUGCGAGAGAACGCCCGAUUUGCACAAUGCGGAAAUAUCAAAGGAGUUGGGUAAACGGUGGCAGCUCUUGGACAAGGACGAUAAGCAGCCAUAUAUUAUCGAAGCGGAGAACCUGAGAAAACUGCAUAUGAUAGAAUAUCCAAAUUAUAAAUAUAGACCACAAAAGAAACAAGCGAGAUUAUCCGUGGUCUUGAAACAGGAUCCCGACAGCGAUAUUAAGCAAGACCCCCACAAUAAUAACAACAAUAAUAAUAAUCAUAAUAAUAAUAACAAUAAUAAUAAUGAUAAUACAAAUACAACAACAACAUCGACCAGUGUUUCAAGCAACGGAACAUGCACUGCCGGUCGAAAAAACAAAAGAACUACCUCUACUUGUCAAUCUGGAACGCCAUCGAAGCGGUCCAAAAACGAUUCAGGUGAUACAACAGUAAUAAAAAACAAUAACAAUAACAGUAACAGUAAAUAUAAUGUGAAGACUCCCUCCGAUUCUGUCGAUAUUUUACUCCCAUUGGAUAAAGAUUUUUUAAACUACCAGUCAGCCGAAUUUUUACCCACAACAAAUCAUACAAAUAAUAAUAAUCAUCAUCAUGGUGAGCUGAGCUCCUCCGACACAAUUAAAGUGGAAACUCUAAGCGAAAGUAAUCCCAACAAUAAUACAACACAAGACAAUAUCUCCCCCGAUGUUUUCCAAUAUUUCCAACUGGCAAGCGAUGACUCAUCGCUGGAAGUCGUAAAUGGUCAAACGAAUUUCGGAGAUGCGGAACCCAAUUUUGAUACGGAGGAGAAUAUUGUGAACGAUGCCAAUCUGCAUUCGGCCAGCCAUCAUUUAUCGCCCUACGUGCAGGAGUGCUUCACCGACGACGACUGCAUCGGUGGCGGAGGAGGAGUUGGUUCGGAUAGCAACGCAACGCAUCAUCAGCAUCAACAUCAGCAUCAGCAUUAUCAUCAGCAUCAGCAUCCAGCGAUUUCCUCCUUCGCAGCAGCAGCAGCAGGCGGCAUACAGCAGCAAACUGUUACCAUGAACAUUGAAAUACACAAUAACAGUUCUGCGCUCUCGUAUGUCGAACACACAUUCCACACUGAUGAAUUCAAUGCGAUUCCAUCAGCAGCCGAUGACAGCGACUGCAGCAUCCUAACCGCGACACAUUCGCCGCACAUUGGCUUCUGCGACGGCAGUCUGGUAGAUGCUGCCGAGGGUAUGGCGAAUCCAUAUGGCAGUAGCAGCGGCAGCACAACUCAUCCGGACUAUAGCAGUAAUCUAAUUGGAGCACACAACAAUGAUCUCAACUACACAGUACAUGAUAAUAACGGAGCUCUCCUAUCGUACACAAUUGAGGACUUACCACCUCAGCCAACUGGUAGUCAUCUAGAAUUUAAUACUAACCGAUAUGAGUUUUCGAACUUAUACAAAAUGUAAGCGAUAAGAAUGUGAGAAAACAAAACAAAAAAAAAAAAUA
Drosophila grimshawi is the source of this 2185-nucleotide messenger RNA. RefSeq names its product putative transcription factor SOX-14 (gene Sox14). Gene Ontology annotation, biological process: cell differentiation; anatomical structure morphogenesis; positive regulation of transcription by RNA polymerase II. The record is from RefSeq and is a predicted model, not a curated record. The transcript is spliced from 3 exons. Gene Ontology annotation, molecular function: RNA polymerase II cis-regulatory region sequence-specific DNA binding; DNA-binding transcription factor activity, RNA polymerase II-specific. Bases 487 to 2145 code for a protein of 552 amino acids. NCBI's taxonomy places the organism in Eukaryota, Metazoa, Arthropoda, Insecta, Diptera, Drosophilidae.